GUACUCUAAUUUAAUUAAAAGAGAUGUGUUGUGAAACUUAGAGAAUUGCUGUCCUAAGAGUUAAUUCAAAUUUUGAACACAAAGUCAACACAAGUGUAGAACAGAACCGAAGAGACUAUCGGAUCGAUUGCCGAGACGUUGAAGAGAUCAGAGACUUCUCAUAAGUCUGUGACUGAGAUCUCCAGAUAUGCCUCAUUCACCCUCUGAGAGCAAUAGUCCCAAAGAUAAUCACGAUUUAAUUAAUACGUCCUUUUAUGAUGGAAAUGGUGUGGGAAUGUCAGCCACAGUCACACCAAUACUCGAUGUACACAAAGGGAGACCAGUGAGACUUCAGGUCAAAGUAAUGGUUCCCGUUCACGACCACCCAAAUUUUAAUUUUGUGGGAAAACUAUUGGGACCCAAAGGGAACUCCCUGAAGUGGCUCCAGGAUCAAACACAAACUAAAAUGGCAAUCCUUGGCCGCGGCUCUAUGAGAGAUAAGCAAAAAGAGGAAGGACUUCGUCAGACUAUGGAUGCAAAGUAUAUGCAUCUGAAUGAAGAGCUUCACGUUGAGAUAACAGCCUUCGCACCGGCACCCGAGGCCUACCUACGGAUGGGCAAUGCUUUGCAAGAAGUCAAGCGUUUUCUCGUUCCCGAUUAUUACGACGAUAUCCGACAGCAACAGCUCCGAGAGCUCGGGAUUUUGAAUGUCGACAAAAAACCAAACACUAAAUUAAGAAUAAAUGAAGGCAUCGGAGGAACGCGGCCUACAAUGAGAGACAACGAGCACAGCAUUCAUCAAAUAGCAGCUAAUGAUACGAGUCUUGCCGUUACAACACCUCCACAUCUGGUCAGUCCCAACACACCUAAUGGUUACUCCAAUAACGACUGUUUGCCUUAUAAUAUGAACGGAGAGAACGACUCAGAACUCAGUCAUUGUAGGCUGGGAUCAGAAAUCGACUUUUAAGUUAUCUUCUCGUCAUAACAAUAAAGGGCUCGUAUAUCGAGAUAAGCCCUACACUAGAAUAGCCGAUACUAUCAAUAGCUCUCUUUAUCAUUGAAUCAGUUUUCACUUGAUUUAAAAAAUAAUUUUCGCUAAAUGCAGAUUUUAAAACUUUUGUCACUUACUAACAAAAUGUAAUAUAAAAUUGUAUUAUUAUGAUUAUAAUUAUUAUUAAACCCUAAAAAUUGUACUACUAGUUUGUCGGAC
Oppiella nova is the source of this 1189-nucleotide messenger RNA. Lineage: Eukaryota; Metazoa; Arthropoda; Arachnida; Sarcoptiformes; Oppiidae. The record is from the annotation of a GenBank genome assembly.